UGCUAGCUGAGCGUUUGUAGAUCUGGGAUGCAUUCCAGGACAAAUGCCAAACCAGAAGUGGUGGUUUUGUUCACGUCCCCUGUGUUUUAUAAAGCUGAAAUAACUCAGGAAGACUAAAGCACGCUGUUACUAACCAGGCUGAACAACAACUCUUCAUCCCUCCUUAAAUAGCACCGUUUCCACCAUCAAGCCCUCGCUGCUGUUUCAACAAUGAACUAUGGGAAACUCCCAGCAGUGAGUGAAAAAUGGCUAGGUUUAGGCUCAAAUCCUGCAUCAGCUUAGUCUCCUUAGCAUUGCUCCUGGUCAUCAUAACGCUGGUUUUAAAGGCCCUUGCCCCAGAGGACUCUCCUUUUGACAGCCCUGGUGAGGUUGAAAUAAAUAUUAACAGACAGACUGCUCCUCAGAACCAGAGAGACUUCAACAAAAGACCUGAAGAGACAAAAAUGAGCGACCCUGUUGAGUCAGUCAAGGAUGCAGAGCUGGAAAGCACAUUGAGGAAGUUUCCUCCUCCCAACUACUAUCUCCAUGCCUUCUACUAUAUAUGGUAUGGAAACCCCACAUUUGAUGGCAAAUACAUCCACUGGGAUCAUCCACAGCUGCCACAUUGGGAUGCAAAGGUUGCUCAGGAAUAUCCACAAGGAAGGCACAACCCCCCUGAUGACAUUGGGGCCAACUAUUACCCCUCCUUAGGGCCGUACAGCUCCAGGGAUCCCUCAGUUUUAGAGGCACAUAUGCAGCAGUUGCGUACAGCAGCCAUUGGUGUCAUCGCUAUUUCCUGGUAUCCCCCUUCCACAAAUGAUGACAAUGGUGAGCCAAUUGAUGAAAUCAUACCUUCUUUGCUGGAGGUGGCACAUAAAUACCACAUAAAGGUUGCUUUUCAUAUUGAGCCCUACAAAGGAAGAGAUGAAGUCAACAUGUUUACCAAUGUCAAAUACAUCAUUGAUAAAUAUGGAGAGCAUCCUGCAUUUUUCAAGUACCGGACAAACGCUGGCAAACUCCUUCCACUUUUUUAUGUGUAUGACUCCUACUUAAUGAACUCAGAGCAAUGGGCUAAGCUGUUGAAACACACAGACAGCAGCAGCAUCAGGGACACACCGUAUGACGCCAUCUUCAUCGCCCUACUAGUUGAAGAGAAACAUAAGCGAGAGAUCCUUACUGCAGGGUUCGAUGGCCUCUACACCUACUUCGCUACCAACGGUUUCACAUACGGCUCCACUCAGCGCAACUGGGUCUCUAUCAAAGCCUUCUGUGACGAUAACGACCUCAUAUUCAUUCCGAGUGUGGGCCCAGGAUACAUUGACACAAGCGUUCGACCAUGGAACUUCAAAAACACUCGAAAUCGCAUCAACGGCAAAUACUACGAAACCUCGCUGAGUGCGGCGCUGGAGUCCAGACCCGAUUUUAUCUCCAUUACCUCUUUCAACGAGUGGCACGAGGGGACUCAGAUUGAGUCGGCCGUUCCCAAAACGGGUCAAACCGUGUACCUGGACUAUCUGCCGAAUAAGCCGACCAUCUACCUGGAGAUAACUCGCAAAUGGGCAGCAAUAUUUGGUGGAGAGCGACAAAGAUGGCAGGACUGAUCAUAGAGCCUAUUUAUUGAAAAUUAUAUAUACUACUGAAAAACUCAUUUAAUUUGUGAAAUGGGCUACAAUUUGAAAAUGAUGGCUGGUUGUUUAAGAAAUUUUAAAUGAGGUAAAGCCACAGCGGAGAUAACGACUCAUUCACUAUGUUAAUUUUGACUUCAGUUAUGUAUUUUUUUAAUUUUAAUUUUUU
Molecule: messenger RNA, 1773 nt
Organism: Xiphophorus hellerii (green swordtail)
Lineage: Eukaryota; Metazoa; Chordata; Actinopteri; Cyprinodontiformes; Poeciliidae
Gene: manea
Product: mannosidase, endo-alpha
Exons: 5
Coding region: 246-1580 (444 amino acids)
Cellular component (GO): Golgi membrane
Molecular function (GO): alpha-mannosidase activity
Source: RefSeq, a predicted model, not a curated record